UAACCCGCUCCGGCUUUUUUCCAGCCAAACCCCCCACUCACUCACUUCCCUGCUUUUCAAGCUGGAUACGCUGGAAUGAGUCAAUCAACAAAACUGCGAGCUUUGCUUAGGAACAAAGAGAAAACUGCACACAGACUCUGCUCAUCACUAAAGUAAAAUCAACAAAGGAUGGAAGAGAAAGAACAGCAAAAAAGAACACAACCUUAUUUCUAUCUUUUUUUAAAUGUGGUAAGAAAGAUUCCUCUCGAUUUCAGAGUUGGAGAAAAUAUCUUGGUGAGAAAUACUAAUUUUCCAAAAUACAAACUCUUCAUUUUGGUGAUAGAAGAAAUAUAAGUGCUAAACAAAAGCACAUGAAGAAAUAAGCUUCAGAAAUAUUAUAACAGCAAAAAGCAAGGAUCAACUUGUUUUCCAGAAAGUAGUGAAAAAUCUCAAAAUUCACCCUGUGACGAAAAAGAAAAUUACCAAGGAUCUUCCUGGAUGCAAAGUGAACUCUGCUAAAAAGAGAAUGAGGUAAGGUUUUCUUCAGCUGAAUAUUGCAACACUCAAAUCUUCUCAGUAACUGAGAAUUUGCUCAGUUUAAUGCUGGAGCAGCUGUUUUGAGUCUCUGCUUGAAGGGGGAAAUGCAAGUCUUAAGUCUUUAGCAGAGUUGAGAGAGACACAGAAGAGACAGAGAAAGAAAGAAAGAGAAAGGAAGAGAACAGGCUGUGCUUAAUAAAAGCCCUGCUCAGAUUACAAAAACAAGCAUUUUACUCACCCCCACCCCUUCAAGUAAUGGGUAAAUUUAGAUGUCUCAGUUCGAUAAAUCUUUACGGUCCCCUUGAGACUGUCACCAGUGUUUUAUUGUCUGCAGCUUCCUGACCCUCACCUGAUAAAUUAGGAACUGUAGAGAUUAAAACGGAAAUCUCAUACAUAAUUUCUGAAGGUAUUUUUGGGUUACCCUCUGUGGAGAAACAGGAUUCUUAAUAAGGGGAAAUAUGGGAACUGCUGCCUGCCUACGCACACGCUGCUGGAGACAAGACACUCAGGAGAGGAGGAGUUGCAAACACACAACUCGAGCAUCUGCCUUUGCAUCAGUUUGUACUCACAAAGAGCAAACCUACAUACACUGCAUCUAAACAGCACUGUUUGGCUUUGAGAUUCUUCUAUCACUUUUUUACUGCUGUAAAAAGAAAGAAAAAGAAAAGGAAGCUAAUGCACUGCUUGCUUUUCACAGCUACUGAAUUUUUCCCUAUAAUCUUCUGAAACUUGAACCUCGCUAUAAAGGGGAGACCAGACCACAGAACCCUACCAACCAGAGAUGGACACAAGACAGGACUUUCAUUUUUAAGCCUAUUUUGCACUCAGCAAGGCACAGGAUAAAAAAAUUGGAUACCAGCUCGGAUAUGGUCACAGUAUCUGAAAAUAGCAGAUGACCAGUUCACUAUACUGACCAUGCUGGCCUUUCUUCAGGACCAUCCUGGACCAGAGAGGAACAGUGAACUCUUCAACCGUACACAAUUCCUGCGCAAAACACAGCUCCUGAACGCGUUCUGCUGGGCACAAAAAUGUCCCAUCCUUUACAUUUCUUGAACGGGUUUGGAGCUGGCAAUGGAUCUUUGUCGGCUCUCUCAGUAACAGGAGCACCCAAGCAGGACGACCUAAGUGACGAACAAGGAAACAAAGUGCGCUGGGCAGCGUUGCUGAUCCUCCUGGUGAUAAUCCCCACCAUUGGGGGGAACAUACUUGUCAUACUGGCCGUGUCCCUGGAGAAAAAGUUGCAAUAUGCUACCAACUACUUUUUGACGUCCUUGGCGGUGGCAGAUUUGCUCGUGGGUCUGUUUGUGAUGCCCAUUGCCCUCCUCAUAAUAUUAUUUGACAAUACCUGGCCUUUACCAACUGCCUUGUGUCCUGUCUGGCUGUUCCUUGAUGUCCUCUUUUCCACAGCUUCCAUCAUGCACCUCUGUGCCAUCUCACUAGACCGCUACAUUGCGAUAAAAAAGCCAAUCCAGGCUAGUCAGUACAACUCAUGGGCUACAACAAUCAUCAAAAUCAUCGUGGUUUGGCUCAUUUCAAUAGGCAUUGCAAUCCCCGUCCCUAUCAGAGGCAUCGAAGAUGGAAACAGUAACUCCACAAACAUCACGUGUGUCCUGAUGCCUGAUCGCUUUCAUGACUUCAUUCUGUACGGCUCAGUGGCUGCGUUCUUCAUCCCCCUCGCUAUCAUGAUCGUCACCUAUUUUCUGACAAUCCAAGUGCUGCGCAAGAAGGCCUAUUUGAUCAACAAACCGCCCCAGCGCUUCACUUGGUCAACGGUGUCCACAGUGUUCCAGCGUGACACGACACCUGCCUCCUCACCAGAGAAGGUGGCCAUGCUAAAUGGCUCCAGGAAGGACCAGACCUUGUCCAGUGAUAUGCCUCUCUGCAGGACAUCUACAAUUGGGAGGAAGUCCAUGCAAACCAUAACCAACGAGCAAAGGGCAUCAAAAGUCCUGGGGAUUGUAUUUUUUCUUUUCCUGUUGAUGUGGUGUCCAUUUUUCAUAACAAACAUAAGUUCAGUUCUGUGCAACUCCUGCAACAAGGAGGUUUUCCAAAAGCUUUUGGAGAUAUUUGUUUGGAUAGGAUAUGUAUCCUCAGGAGUGAACCCUCUUGUAUAUACACUCUUCAACAAAACAUUUAGGGAGGCUUUCAGCAGGUAUAUCACUUGCAACUAUCGGACCACAAAGCCUAUCAAGGCCCUGCGGAAGCGCUCCAGCAGGAUCUCUUUCAGAAGCUCUGUGGCAGAAAAUUCCAAGCUCUUCGUCAUGAAUGGGAUGAGAAACGGGAUUAACCCCAUUAUGUACCAGAGCCCAAUGAGGCUGAGGAGCUCACCCAUCCAGGCAUCAUCGGCCAUUCUGCUGGACACCCUGCUGCUCACCGAGAACGAAGUCGAUAAAACAGAAGAACAAGUCAGCUACGUAUAGUGAGACUGCAGCCGUGUCUGUGUAUAGCAUUGCUGUAUGUAUUAUUCUAGAUAACUGUGCUGUAAGAGGGUAUAAAUACUACUGUUUUCUGUUAUUUAUGCAAGCAAUAUCUUAUAAAUUUAUAUUAAUUCCUCUCCUCCAAAGACUUCUCUACUUUAACCCCAACUCCACGGUUGCCAUGGUGGCAACUGCAACUUCAUUCCAUGAAAAAUGACUCAUGCAGAACUGUAGCCUAAGGAAGAGGGAAAUAAAUAAAACCUAAAUCAGUUUGAGUAUGUGA
Myiozetetes cayanensis is the source of this 3216-nucleotide messenger RNA. RefSeq names its product 5-hydroxytryptamine receptor 2B (gene HTR2B). Lineage: Eukaryota; Metazoa; Chordata; Aves; Passeriformes; Tyrannidae. The transcript is spliced from 3 exons. Bases 1545 to 2936 code for a protein of 463 amino acids. Gene Ontology annotation, cellular component: plasma membrane; dendrite. Gene Ontology annotation, biological process: smooth muscle contraction; regulation of behavior; heart development. Gene Ontology annotation, molecular function: neurotransmitter receptor activity; G protein-coupled serotonin receptor activity. The record is from RefSeq and is a predicted model, not a curated record.